This is a messenger RNA of Penicillium chermesinum, 1752 nucleotides long. RefSeq names its product MIP/aquaporin family protein. Gene Ontology annotation, cellular component: plasma membrane. Gene Ontology annotation, biological process: glycerol transmembrane transport; water transport. The transcript is spliced from 3 exons. Bases 1 to 1752 code for a protein of 583 amino acids. NCBI's taxonomy places the organism in Eukaryota, Fungi, Ascomycota, Eurotiomycetes, Eurotiales, Aspergillaceae. The record is from RefSeq and is a predicted model, not a curated record. Gene Ontology annotation, molecular function: glycerol channel activity; water channel activity.
AUGGGUGAUAAGGACCCAGAGAAGAAUACAAGUCAUCCACCAGAGACGCCUUUGACGCCUCUACAGCCAAUUCAGGAACAAGAGAGCAGCACCGAAGAGUCGGGAUCUUCAUCCACCGCAGUUUCAGGCGAUUCAUCUAGCCCACCACAUGAUAAAACCCAGAGAUCACCCCCAUCUCGUCCGCAUCUGAGUCUCCAUAACCAACCGCCGUUCAGUCCACGCUCUCCACGAAAUGGCCAAUUACCACCGACUCCCGCACGGGAUCAGCCCCAAACCCCCUUAGAAAGAGCUGCGAUGAGCAGGCAUCCGACCGAAUCCGCCAGUACCUAUGAUAGACCACCGAACCCACAACGUAUCAGCCGCGGUCCGCCUAACUCCCUCGCCGGCAGAAACCCAUACGAUCCGACACCGCGCCAGGGAGAGGUUUAUAUGGACCCUGAAUACCAGCAGCUCAAUCCACGCUAUGGUAACCAGAACGAAACCCCGGUGUGGGGUCUCGCAAAACCGCUCCCCCGCGUGGUCCGACCGGGAAUGCGCCGUGGCCGCAGCAGCCAGCAGGAGGCAUACCAAGCCGAGCCUCCAGGUGACAGUCAACCUGCUCCUGCGCUGGAUAACACUCCCGGUCUAUCAAACAGGCAAUCGAACACGAGCCAGCGAGCUGCCCCAGCCAGCUAUUCGUCUGCGGCGCAGCAGGAUGUACCCAAAGAGCAUGCCAUCUAUGCGCCGCAACCAGAUGGCCUGCUUCGACCGAUGGAGUCUGAACCUAGCCAGGGUGAUUUAGGCCAGAGACCUGAAAUGCCUGCCAAUGAGGCCGAUAUGCAGCAUGAACAGAAGGAAGAAUUUCUCAACCAAUGGGUGAAGAUCCGGCACUAUAUGAAAGAGCCUUUUGCGGAAUGCCUUGCUACCGCCGUGGCUGUCUUCAUAGGCCUGACGGGUACGCUGGCCGUAACGACCGCGGGCGAGAAGGCAGGAAGUAAGUUAUCCGAGAACUGGUCGUGGGGCCUGGGCUUCAUGAUCGGGAUUUACCUCGCGGGUGGUGUGUCUGGUGCACAUCUCAACCCUGGGAUCUCGAUUGCGCUCUGGAUCUUCCGUGGCUUCCCCGGCCGAAGAUGCUGCUACUAUAUCGCCGCCCAAUUUGUUGGGAGCCUCAUCGCAGCUGGCCUCGCUUAUUGCAUCUACCGCGACGCGAUCCUGCAUCUGGCACCCACACUACCAGCAGAUGCCUCGGGGCUUGGGUUUUAUACCGGCCCAAUGAACUAUGUCAGCUCCGUGACGGCCUUCUUUACGGAAUUUGUCGGCGAUGCGAUUCUCCUAUGUGUGAUCUUCGCCCUGGGUGAUGAUGGGAAUGCACCGCCCGGAGCAGGUAUGCACUCGUUCGUGAUCGGAUUAGUGAUUUAUGUGCUGUGUAUAUCACUCGGCUACAAUGAUGGAGGGUGCUUCAACCCGGCCCGCGACAUCGGACCGCGGCUAGUCGCUCUGAUGGCAGGGUACGGGAGAACAACUUUCGUCGACCGUGGGGGAUGGUGGUUCUGGGGCGGCUGGGUUGCGACGAUCAGCGGAUCUCUUGCAGGAGCUGCAUUAUAUGACAUUUUCAUAUUCAUUGGUGGCGAAUCGCCGAUUAACUACGCACCCCGGCGGAGGAGAAGAGCGAGGUUGAAGAAGGAGAACAAAUGGAGGAAGAGAUUGGGUAUUGGAAAGGAGAAGGUGCCGUCGCUGGAGGAGGGCAUCAAAAAGCUGGAACAUGAACAAUAA